Molecule: messenger RNA, 480 nt
Organism: Triticum turgidum subsp. durum (durum wheat)
Lineage: Eukaryota; Viridiplantae; Streptophyta; Magnoliopsida; Poales; Poaceae
Source: the annotation of a GenBank genome assembly
AUGAAAGAGCUGGAGUACAUAUAUUUGGUUUACUACCGAAAGCUGGUGCCUCAAGCUCUGCUAGCUACUAUGUUUGUUUAUUCCAAAGGUUGGGUGUUGACUUGGCUCAUCUCUUGUAUGGACAUUUUUCUGCGGAAUAGAUGUUACAGUUUCAGGCUGGAUCAAUUUUUGGGAGGAGGCCCUGGAGGCAUCUCUUAUCCAGAGAACAGAGACAGGGAGAACGAUGGGGUGGAGCGGUGGCGAUGUUGGAGGUUUCAGUUGAGGAAGAAGCAGCUAGAUCUAGCCAGGGCUCAAUCAUUUAGAAAGAUUACUGAAUGUUUGUCUCCCAGAUUCAGUUCCCUCUACUGUCAUAUCUCCUUUUGCAAUUUGCUGUAUGCACUUUAUUCACAACAGAAAUAUUUUUUCUUAUCAAUUGAAAAGGAAUCGAUAGCUGGACAAGCAGUGGAUGUAUUUUCCCGAAGUGGAACUAAAAGAUCUUAA